Paraglomus occultum is the source of this 450-nucleotide messenger RNA. Lineage: Eukaryota; Fungi; Glomeromycota; Glomeromycetes; Paraglomerales; Paraglomeraceae. The record is from the annotation of a GenBank genome assembly.
AUGAACAACCAAUCACCAUCACAACAGAUGACCCAAAGGCUCGAAGCUCCGCUUCUUCGCGUCCGUAAAUUUCUCAGACCGGAUGCCACCCCAUUGACACCUGAAGCUAUUGAAGAAAUCAGAAACGCACCGGAAAAUAUCCCGAAUGCAUGCCGUGUGAUGUGCAAAAAGUACCAUAUAGGUACGAAACGGUAUAACGAUAUAAUUAAUAAUCGAAUGCCUUCUGAACCAACUGAGGAGUGGCGUCAUAUUAUUGAAUCAGUUAAUAAGACUUGUGUAGCAUGGCCCUCUUUAAGGCGAUAUAUUUGCUCUGCAAAGCCACUUACGCAAACUCCUGAUAGUGCUGGCGGUACCGUUGAAACUUUUACCAAGUUGGACACAAACUCAGAGGCUUUGCUGCCGUACGGCCACGAGGCUGUGGUACCACUCCCAAAUGGACAAGUCUCUAUG